Molecule: messenger RNA, 1191 nt
Organism: Myotis brandtii (Brandt's bat)
Lineage: Eukaryota; Metazoa; Chordata; Mammalia; Chiroptera; Vespertilionidae
Gene: CHRNA5
Product: cholinergic receptor, nicotinic, alpha 5 (neuronal)
Exons: 6
Coding region: 1-1191 (396 amino acids)
Biological process (GO): regulation of membrane potential; chemical synaptic transmission; signal transduction
Cellular component (GO): postsynaptic membrane; synapse; neuron projection
Molecular function (GO): transmembrane signaling receptor activity; acetylcholine-gated monoatomic cation-selective channel activity
Source: RefSeq, a predicted model, not a curated record
AUGCACAAGGAGUCUGAGGGGAUCACCUCCAUGAAGCUCUCUGUGAAAGAUCGGUGCCACGCUCUGCCACCGCGGCUUAAAGGCCUGGCUGAACCGUUCUUUGUGGCCAAGCACGAAGACAGUUUGUUUAAGGAUCUGUUUCAGGACUACGAGAGGUGGGUCCGCCCCGUGGAGCGCCUGAACGACAAGAUCGGAAUAAAGUUCGGCCUCGCCAUAUCUCAGCUGGUGGACGUGGAUGAGAAAAACCAGCUAAUGACCACGAAUGUCUGGUUGAAGCAGGAGUGGAGAGACGUGAAACUCCGGUGGAACCCCGAGGACUACGGGGGGAUCCGAGCCAUCCGGGUCCCGUCAGACUCUCUCUGGACCCCAGACAUCGUCCUGUUUGACAACGCCGACGGGCGUUUCGAAGGGGCCCGCACGAAGACCGUGGUCCGGUUCGACGGCACCGUCACCUGGACGCCGCCGGCCAACUACAAGAGCUCCUGCACCAUCGACGUCACCUUCUUCCCCUUCGACCUCCAGAACUGCUCCAUGAAGUUCGGCUCCUGGACCUACGACGGCUCGCAGGUGGACCUCCUGCUGGAGGACCGCGACGUGGACAAGAGGGACUUCUUCGACAACGGGGAGUGGGAGAUCGUGAGCGCCACGGGCAGCCGGGGGAACCGGACGGACGGCCACCGCUGGUACCCGCACGUCACCUACGCCUUCGUCAUCAGGCGCCUGCCCCUCUUCUACACCCUGUUCCUCCUCAUCCCCUGCGUCGGGCUCUCGCUGCUCACGGCGCUGGUCUUCUACCUGCCGUCCCCCGAGGGCGAGAAGAUCUGCCUGUGCACCUCAGUGCUCGUCUCGCUGACGGUCUUCCUGCUGGUCAUCGAGGAGAUCAUCCCCUCGUCCUCCAAGGUCAUCCCCCUCGUCGGGGAGUACCUGGUGCUCACCAUGAUCUUCGUGACGCUGUCCAUCACCGUGACCGUCUUCGCCAUCAACAUCCACCACCGCUCGCCCGCCACGCACCACGCCAUGGCGCCCUGGGUGGUUGAAGACUGGAAGUUCAUCGCCCGCGUCCUCGACCGGCUCUUCCUGUGGACGUUCCUCGUGGUCUCGGUGGUCGGCUCCCUCGGGCUCUUCGUUCCUGUGAUUUAUAAAUGGGCCACGAUACUGGCUCCGGCCCCAGUCGGAACCCCCAAGACGUGA